GACGAUGUUGCCAGAUGGGCCAAGGAUCUGAAAGAGUUUAACAGAUCUAAACAUGCUGGAAUCCAUUCGAAAAAAUGGACUCCCUUUACUCAUAGACAUUCACGUUGAUAUACAUUCAUCACUUCAGUUAACUGCGAGUUAACUGAUGUGUCCGUUUUAAUAAAGCUAACUAUGGUUUGCUGAUGUCACCUAGAUUACGUAAGCUAGUUAGGUUCGUGGUUGCUCUCCUAGAUAUCCAACACUCCUUUUCAACCACAAACCUUUUUCUUUUGAUUUUUGCAGCUAUGUCGAAUCAGACUCAUCCCUUCGAAGGUUAUAGAGAAUCUUCGUUUACAGAUGGAGAUUGCAGAUCUUCAUCCUGUCAUUUUGCCCUUCAAAGCAUCUGCAGGAUCACCAGUGGAGUUUUGUUUGAUUGGUUGGUAGAAUCUUUUCACCCUAAGUCACAUCUUGAUAAAGUUCCUGUUAUUGAUACUGCGAUAGUGAAACAAGAAAGUAGUAGUCUUCGCUGUGCAUCUGUAGUUAGUUCGAUGAAGUUUUACGUUGUUAGAAGAGAUCGCAUUCCUGGAAUUUAUCGCAACUGGCGUGACUGCGAGGAACAAGUCAAGAAAUUCAGAGGUUGUGAAUAUAAAAGUUUCAGAAAUUAUGAAGAAGCAAAACGUUAUCUGCAACCAGACUGUGCGAACAUUGAUUAGCCUCUUGAACUAGUUGGGCUCCCAUGAAAAUCCUGUAAUCCGCCGAGACCUCGUAGUUUAUUGUGAUAGAAUGUAGACAGUGGUUUAGUUAAUAUAUCAGCUACUUGUGCUUCGCUGGGAAUGCAAUGUACUUCAAUUGUGCCAUCUGCGAUCUAUUCUCAAAUGUAACGAUGUUUGAUAAUA
Messenger RNA from Physcomitrium patens, 875 nucleotides. The record is from RefSeq and is a predicted model, not a curated record. Lineage: Eukaryota; Viridiplantae; Streptophyta; Bryopsida; Funariales; Funariaceae.